Messenger RNA from Eufriesea mexicana, 967 nucleotides. RefSeq names its product PRA1 family protein Jwa (gene Jwa). The transcript is spliced from 3 exons. The coding region runs from base 330 to 890 and encodes 186 amino acids. The record is from RefSeq and is a predicted model, not a curated record. Gene Ontology annotation, cellular component: membrane. Lineage: Eukaryota; Metazoa; Arthropoda; Insecta; Hymenoptera; Apidae.
GAAGAUAAGCAAACGUAUUAAGAAUUUAACACAUAAACUGGUCUCUAUACAAUUUAUUUGCACGGUGUGUAGAUUUUUUUGCUAAGGUACAUAAUAAUAAAAUUUUUAUUUGCUUUUUGAGAGAGAGAGAGGAAAGAACUGAAAAUUAAACGAAGAUUACGACUCAUCUGGUUCAUUAUUUUUAAACAACGGUAUCGUUGAUGUCAUAAAGCUUACGCGACAUCUGUUUUAGUCAUCAACAUCCGAAAAUACCAAUAGUGUUAAAGCCGAUCAAUGUGCAAUCAUAAAAAUUAAAUUUUUUAGUUCAGUUUAAAAUUGUGUUCAACAUCAUGAUAGAUUCAACAAGAUUCUUAGACUGUGAAUGGGAAUUCCCACCCUUUCGUACUUUACACGAUUUUCUUUUGGAAUCCUCACGUUUUCAACUUCCUAAUUAUAAUGAUUUAAGAAAAUGGAACAACAGAAUAGUAAAUAAUCUCGUCUAUUAUCAAACCAAUUAUCUUUAUACAUGUAUUGCUAUUCUACUGGUUAUGCUAUCUAUAAAUCCAGUAAAGAUGCUUAUUGGCAUGGCAACAUUGGUUUCAAUAUGCGGUAUGUUUUUCUAUUACUUUGAAAUAGAUGAAUUUUGUGUUAGACUCAAAAGAAAUUUUCCCCAAAUUGGGGUAAUAUAUGCCAUUAUGUGUGGAUCUACUAUUUUUUAUACUCAAGAUUCAGUUAUUUAUGCAUUAUUCAGCAUUUUGUUGUCAUUUUGUGUGAUCUUUAUACAUGCAUCUUUGAGACUGAGAAAUGUAAAGAAUAAAUUGGCUAAUAAGGUAGAGGGUAUGGGAUUGAAACGUACGCCAAUGGGAAUUAUGUUAAAUCAUUGUGGUAUGAAAGAAGAAUUGAUUUCAUAAAUUGAUAUUGAUUCAGUUAUUAAAAAAAGUUGUAUUUGUACAUGUAUUUCCAUGAUUAUAGAUAUAUAUACAUAUAA